AUUGCUGCUGUUCUGUCUCGACGAAAUUGCAGCAAAUCCCUGCGCCAGUCAUCUCAAGGUGUCGGAGCCUGAGGUGUAACCCGGUUCAUCUCAACACCAUACGCAGUGUGAAAGUAGGUGGGGAUAAAGGUAAGAGAUCAGAGGCCGAUAACUUCAUCUGCUGAAAUCUAUUACCAAGUGAGUCUACCACGAAGAUCACAGACAGCCAUUCGGCAUUACUGAGUCUGCCACAAGGAUCACAGACAACCAUUCAGACAGUGUAUUUCAUUAAAUAAUAUUAUAUGCAGAUUAUUGAUGACCUUUCAUCUCCUUGCCAAGCAGUUGCUAUUCUGUAACAGAAGCGCUUUGAUUCUACAGACACGCUGUCCUAAGCAGUUCCUGUUCCAUAAAUCAUGGAGCCUCCUGCAUUCCAUAUGACCUUACCUUUGUAUCAAAAUAACAUAAAAGGGUCACGAGAAACAGCCAUUCCACCCAUCUGGGCUUAUCUUGACUGAGCAGAGUAUUCAUUUUUAUCUUCUCGCAUCUUCUGUUUGUAUCAUUAUUUCUCUCAUUGUCAGACAGAUAAUGAAACUUGAGGCUUAUUUAUUUAUUAUUUUUGUGCCUCAAUUCAGACAAUAUGGAAUUUGUUACAUUUUCCAGAUAACACAGGCAAACCAACAUCGGAGUGGAACUAACAGGUUUUAAGUAGCUGAAAGAUGUUUUUUUCUCCCCGUAUAUAUUCUAAAACUAAUACACAUAUUUUUCUGUCCACUUACCUGGAACCUGAAAAAAAAUGAGUUCUGUAUUACUGAAUCUGUAUUCAUGAGCUCCAGAAUGGGGCCACACAAAGCAAGAGGCCUCGCCAUUUGGUGCUACGUUGAAUAAACACCCAGGUGGUGCUUUCGCCAUUUAGCCAGCGCCCCAUGCUGAUCCUGUUUACAUGGCCUGGGUAGAUUCUGUUUCAAGUAGAGGUGCUAAACACCUUCACCCUGAGAUAAAAGAUGAUUAAUGCUCUCUGCUCCCUUUGAGGGAGCACAACUUAAGGCACCCAAAGCUGCUUAAGCAGUUAAUUAGGCGGAGGUUAGCACACAUCUCUGCGGAGAUCUUCCAGCAGAAACAGGAGGGUUGCCGACCGAGGUGAAAACUUGAUACCCUGAAGACUGCCUUUGAUGUGGGCCCCCACCUUAAAUACCAUCCUGCAGGCACUCCUCCGGGGAAAUUUGAUUAGUUCUGUCUUUUAGUCCACAAACACUUUGGAGCAUCAAAAGUGUGCUGCAUGAGUUGUGCUGGGGCCUGCUUAUAAAUAUCUCACUGAAAGGCUCGAGAAGAGCACUCUGGAUCUUGGUAGAGCCCAGCAAGGAAGUUACAUAGGGACCGUUGCAAUGGAUGCACUGAAGACAUGUCUGUUCCUCGUUGUGUUUGCCCUCCAUCCAGUCUCGACAGCCAUGUUGGUCAAGGGUGCAGAACACAGAAACCUUUUCUCUGAAAGAAGCUGCUGCAAGAGACAAGGCCACUUCAUUUAUGUUGGGCAAGAUAUCUCCGGUAGCCCGGUCAGUGUGGACGUUGGUUUGUGCAGGUCCACCUGUGGGGGUGUUCAAAGGGCCCCCAAUUCACAUGGACCAGGAUUACCCGGAUAUUCCAAACACUCGUCCAUGCUGGACUACCUCAGGAGCAAAAAGGUGCGCGGCCGUACUACUCCUGACGCCGCAGGUGAAGUGUCCUCCUGCGGCAGAAGCUCUAUCUGUGAGCCGGCCGGGAUUCGUGUGGAGCGAGUGCUUCUGAUGGAAGGGCUACGAGAAGUAGAGGUCAUUGAUGAGUGUCACUGCGAGCUCAAACUGGAACAGUGCGUUCGUAUGCCCGCCUUGAAGACCUACUUAUUUGAGACACCUUACGAGACUGUCGUUGACGUGGGAAAGUGCUCCAGUUCGACUGAGUUUCCAGAGGGUUUCUCCUGUGUCCCCGUUAAAUUUGACUCAGCCCUGGUGGAGACUCCUGAUAAACUUGACCUCAUCAGGACACUGAGUGCCUGUGAGCUGAGAGAAAGCUGCUACAGGGUUCCAUACAUUGAGUAUCAUUAUGAAGUUGUCCACAGCUCUAAUGGAGUAAAAGAAGAGAAGAUUAAGGAAAUUGACAUUGGCAGAUGUUUAGGAAGCUGUGCCGCAGGAAAUCGAUGCCUUCUCAGGAGCACAACUAAUCCAGAACAAUGCCUGAUGUGGGAGAAGGCGACAUCCAGCUCCUGUGUUCCUCUGGGGUACCAGAACCAUGUGUUCAGAAGCCGACAAGGACACAUCCGCAACAUCCUGGCCAUUUCUUCCUGCCAAUGCCAGCAGUGAAAACAGCGCCCUCUACUGGAGUACUCCAUACACGUCCACUCACAGAAGAGAACUCUCAGCCAAAUAAAGGCAAAGGAAUCUUCACUGAAAAAUUGCAUUCCUGACAUUAUCUCACUGUAGCUAGGUGUACAACCUGAAAUGACUGAAAAUCACUUUGCAUUUCCUGGAGGGAAAAUACUUUAAGGGCUAAAACCCGAAAGACCUGAAAGGUUCUAGAAGUUUCUUUAUAUAUUAGACAAAUGCACAAAUGAAAAGGCACAGAAGUGGUGCAGUUAUAUGUUUUGUUUCAAGAUUUUUCUAGGUCUUCAAGUUUUAU
This is a messenger RNA of Anguilla rostrata (American eel), 2628 nucleotides long. It is a transcript of the gene pnhd, whose product is annotated as pinhead. The transcript has 7 exons. Lineage: Eukaryota; Metazoa; Chordata; Actinopteri; Anguilliformes; Anguillidae. The record is from RefSeq and is a predicted model, not a curated record. The coding region runs from base 1362 to 2312 and encodes 316 amino acids.